AUGCGUGAAGUUAUUAGUAUCAACGUCGGUCAGGCUGGUUGUCAAAUCGGUAACUCCUGUUGGGAGUUGUAUUCUCUAGAACAUGGUAUCAGACCUGAUGGGUAUCUACAAGAGGGAUUAUCCAAGCCUAAAGGUGGUGAAGAAGGGUUUUCCACUUUUUUCUACGAAACUGGAUCUGGUAAAUAUGUCCCUCGUGCAGUUUACGUAGAUUUAGAGCCAAAUGUUAUUGACGAAGUUCGUACUGGUCCUUAUAAGGAUCUUUUCCAUCCAGAACAAUUGAUUAACGGUAAAGAGGAUGCAGCAAACAAUUAUGCAAGAGGUCAUUAUACCGUGGGUAGAGAAUUAUUGGACGAUAUUUUGGAUAGAAUUAGAAAGAUUUCCGAUCAAUGUGAUGGAUUACAGGGUUUCCUAUUUACACACUCAUUGGGUGGUGGUACAGGUUCUGGUCUAGGUUCUUUACUUCUAGAACAAUUAUCCAUUGAUUAUGGUAAGAAGUCUAAGUUGGAAUUUGCCGUAUAUCCAGCACCUCAAGUCUCUACAUCUGUGGUGGAACCUUAUAAUACCGUUUUAACGACCCAUACUACUUUAGAACACGCAGAUUGUACCUUCAUGGUGGAUAAUGAAGCCAUUUACGAUAUGUGUAAAAAGAACUUGGACAUUGGUCGCCCCAGCUUUGCUAACUUGAACAAUUUGAUUGCACAAGUGGUGUCAUCGGUCACUGCUUCCCUAAGAUUCGAUGGUUCUUUGAACGUCGAUUUAAACGAAUUUCAAACCAAUUUGGUUCCAUACCCAAGAAUUCACUUCCCCCUAGUGUCUUAUGCACCAAUUUUGUCUAAGAGUAAGGCCUAUCACGAGGCUAACUCUGUCUCAGAGAUUACUAAUGCUUGCUUUGAACCGGGCAAUCAAAUGGUCAAAUGUGAUCCAAGAACAGGUAAAUAUAUGGCUACAUGUCUUUUGUACAGAGGUGAUGUGGUUACACGAGAUGUGCAGAAUGCAGUUUCGCAAGUUAAAAAUAAGAAGACCGUACAAAUGGUGGACUGGUGCCCCACGGGUUUCAAAAUUGGUAUUUGUUACGAACCACCUACCGCUACCCCAGCAUCCCAACUAUCUUCGGUUAAAAGAGCUGUUUGUAUGCUUUCUAACACAACUGCAAUUGCUGACGCUUGGAAACGUAUUGACAGGAAGUUUGACUUAAUGUACUCUAAACGUGCCUUUGUUCACUGGUAUGUUGGUGAAGGUAUGGAAGAAGGUGAAUUCACAGAAGCCAGAGAAGAUUUAGCUGCUCUUGAGAGAGACUACAUCGAGGUUGGUGCUGACUCUUAUGCUGACGAAGAGUUUUAA
Zygosaccharomyces rouxii is the source of this 1341-nucleotide messenger RNA. RefSeq names its product alpha-tubulin TUB3 (gene TUB3). Gene Ontology annotation, biological process: microtubule cytoskeleton organization; nuclear division; mitotic cell cycle. Gene Ontology annotation, cellular component: microtubule; spindle; cytoplasm. The record is from RefSeq and is a predicted model, not a curated record. The transcript has 2 exons. The coding region runs from base 1 to 1341 and encodes 446 amino acids. Lineage: Eukaryota; Fungi; Ascomycota; Saccharomycetes; Saccharomycetales; Saccharomycetaceae. Gene Ontology annotation, molecular function: GTP binding; structural constituent of cytoskeleton.